AUGUCCAUAUCCACACGAACCCCGCUGGCGCGGUUCCCGUGGACUACGAAGCUUUACCCAUUGGUCAAAAGACAACGCGGGAAAGUGAAGCCUCGACCACAGUUCGUGAAUGAAGAUCUACUAGAUAAUGUUCUCGAACGCGUAUCGCCUUACCUUCGUCGAAACCAACCGGUAGACAUUCUGGAUCUUUGGCCUGGAUCUGGUCUAUUAUCGUCUAAAGUGAAUAACCUUCUUAAGCCACGCCGCCAUGUGCUUGUUGAACCAAAUGUUCACUUCCACCCUUUUCUCACUCCGCUCACCAAAAGCAACACGUCUUAUAAGAUCGUUCAAGAAACCAUAUACGGGAAAUUGAAAUGGUCUGAUUUCUUUGCAGAGCAUUUCCCAGAACAAGGUCUUGAAAACCGAGACAACUCAGGGAUUAUACCAAUGAAUCAUACACUCCUUGUACUGGCCAAUCUACCUGAGGCUGUCAGUUCAAACGAUCAUUUCAAACCCAGCCGCUGGUUCCUCAACUUCAUGAAUAGCUGCUUAAAACAAUCUGAACUGAAUACGUACGGGGCCGUACGAGUCCUUGCCACAAUGCCCUUCAUUGAAAUCUCGGCUAUGUUACCACGGUCUGUCAUUGACCGUACACGAACUGGUGUUUUCGCAGAGACCAUAGGCUUGCAUAACUUAGAGAUUGCCAGUCCAGCCGAAAAUGAACGCUCCGUUCAAUGGCGGGGCUUCAGUGGCUUGGAAGACAACAGGAAACGUGUGGCCGAAAGAGCUGCAGCACAUGGCAUUAUCACUCCACCCACCAGAGAGCUUCCUCCAUUGGAAGCAGUGCCGGAAUAUGCCCACCGCGGGAGAAAGGAAUCACCACAUCAACUUCGAUUACGUACUCCUUUUCACAAGAAUAUCUUUGCGACCAUCGCGGCAGCGGAUGAGUUGGGUAUCAAGUCAGCCUUCGACACCACGGACCCCAAAGCUAAAGAAUUAUGGCGGAAGCGAGGAGUAGCACUCACGCAUCUUGCCAGAGACAAUACAUCGCAUUACUACCGGCAAAGGCUUGCCAACAUACAACUAGAGAUUGACGAAGUGAGCCGGACAUUUGCACGUGCGGCUGCAGACCCCAAGGAAACCGUCGAGAGGCUGAAAGCUCUGGAAGAUCAGAUGACAUCUCUCAAAUCGAGUUUUAGGGCUGUGUUCUCAGAGGUUCACUUCACCGUGUUGGAAAAGUAUGAACAUAUUACCGAUGAUUCCCGGUUAACCAAAAUCUCCAACAAUUUCGAUGAUGCUGUCCUGGACCAUGAUCGACGACCAUUCGAGCCCUUAUACAUCCACCCUGAUGAGCUCUAUCCUCGCGACAUCCCGAUUGGCAUGAUUUAUUUCGAAGCAGACCCCAGCCCGCCCUUGUUGAAGAAAGUCUUUGACCUACCGCGUGCAACGGCACAAAAUAUCCUCGAACGACAUUUUGCACUGCUAAGUUGUGUGGGCUUUCGUGGCAAAAUGUCUGUCACCGAACUUCUCGAAACUCUUUUCCCAUUAGAGACCAUCAAUGAUCAUGUGCGGGAUAUUCCAAGCCUCGCAACAUUUGCCAGCAGACGACUUAAGGCUGGGUAUGGGCCGAUGCCCCUGCCGGAUGGUUCGACGUCGGACCCGGCUUUCGUCUACCAGGAGAACGUGGACUAUGAUUUGAGCGAUGUUCGAAUCCGCAUUCUUUCUGCCAGCACCUUGUUGGAUAUUGCGAUCAAAUACGAGAAGCUUGCGGAUAAGCUCGAUAUCAUUCCUUUUAGUCGAGCUCUCGGCGCAGCAGUGACUCAGGCCCAGUUAGGGGAAGAUGUUGUGAAGACAAGCAUGAGAUAG
Molecule: messenger RNA, 1845 nt
Organism: Penicillium coprophilum
Lineage: Eukaryota; Fungi; Ascomycota; Eurotiomycetes; Eurotiales; Aspergillaceae
Exons: 2
Coding region: 1-1845 (614 amino acids)
Source: RefSeq, a predicted model, not a curated record